AUUCGUCAUAUUCGUAAUUUUCUCACUGAAGAUAUUGCUUCUGCACUGGCUCGAUGUCUCGUGCUAUCACGUUUAUAUUAUUGUAAUUCUCUUCUCUACGGUCUUUCUUCCAACUUUUCAACUUUACUUCAAAGACCUCAAAAUAGAGUUGCAAAAGUUGUUUUAAAUAUCAAUAAUUUAUCUUCCAGCACAGAUUCACCCAUUCAACUACAUUGGUAA
Molecule: messenger RNA, 219 nt
Organism: Helobdella robusta
Lineage: Eukaryota; Metazoa; Annelida; Clitellata; Rhynchobdellida; Glossiphoniidae
Exons: 1
Source: RefSeq, a predicted model, not a curated record